Scylla paramamosain (green mud crab) is the source of this 1885-nucleotide messenger RNA. RefSeq lists its product as uncharacterized. NCBI's taxonomy places the organism in Eukaryota, Metazoa, Arthropoda, Malacostraca, Decapoda, Portunidae. Bases 1464 to 1814 code for a protein of 116 amino acids. The record is from RefSeq and is a predicted model, not a curated record. The transcript is spliced from 7 exons.
AGGCAAGUUGCGAGACGUUGUCAUUUCCUACCACGCUCAAAUCGUGGGUUACCACACUCUCCACGUGCUAUCUUCCCUGCCGCUUCUGCCUCUUCUCCGCUCCUGACUCAUCCCCGUGGUCACACCUGUCUGCCAUCACACCUGUCGCCGCCUAUUCCUACUCAUCACGCCGCUCCUCUUUGCUGGUUGCCGUUCAUGCUUCUUCCUGAAUUGUGGGUAUCCCUUGGUUCCUUCUCCGAGCCACCCCCACCUCUCCCAUCCGAGUACUCGAGGUCAAGCCUCAUCGCCACCACCACUCCCCACCCAGCCCUUCUCAAUGCCCGGACUCGCCCAAGGUCAUCUUUCCAAGUUUGCUCCCAGCAGUGAUCUUCCCAGUCAUCUGGGGCCAGAUCCACGAAACGGUUAUUAUCAACCUCCGGCAGCCAAAUGGUAUCCACGAACGCAUAAGAGGUUGGUGUUGCCAUGGUAGCAAGGUAGUUACACCACCUCCUGAGGUGGUGUAAGUUAACUCGCCCGAAAACUCUUAUUUAAAUAUUUAUGUGCACAAAAUAACUUUUCUUUUUAUUAUUAUUUACAAGCUUUAUCACCAAGAAAGUAUGGUUUUGUGAUGCUUAAAGUGAAAUCUUGCAUGGAACACUGAAAACGAAGCAUGAAAAGGAAGAGGCUGAUUUGCCCCACACGUGCGCGCUCCCCAUUCCGCCUCGCAGCAAUAAGUUUGUAUUGUGAUUAAGUAUUGUUUUCGUCGCUUCUCCUGCAUAUAUUGGAUAUUUUCUUUGCAUACUUCCACGUUCGUGCCUUGAGGCGAGAAAGGCGCUUUUGGAAUCGCCUUGAUUCCUUGGCAUUGAGUGAUAAUGAGCUGAUGCUCAAAUACCACUUCCCUAGGCAGUUGCCAGUGGGUCCUUCCAAAACGUCAUUGGAGACACUGCAGGACUUACGCAAGUGUCAGCAGGGUCUUCGAGUGUGUGUGCAUUGUGUUGAGUGAUAAGUCGGUGCAGGAAAUCAAGAUGCCUUCAACACACCUUGAUCAAAGGAGAACUGCACAGCAGUUCUUCAGGAUCAAAAAUUUCUUAAGAGUUAUUGGGACCAUUGAUGGCACCCACAUUGCCAUCAAGGCCCGAAGAGUGGACGAGGCCCUCUACUUUAACUGGAAAAGCUAUCACUCCCUCUGAAAAUCCAACUUGUUUGUGAUUUGAAUGGAGUGAUCCUCAGCUACUGCUUCAGAUUCCCAGUUGCCUUGGAAAGUGCAUUCCUGGCUGAGUGUGGUGCGUGUGCCUGCUACUCGUGUGGUGGUGCUGCUGCUGCGUGAAGCCUCUGCCGUGGGAACCCACCACAAAUAGCUAAUGGAUUCUGUAUGACGGGAUCAGCAGCAGACAGAAUUGCAGUGAUGUAUUAACAUGCCUAGGGACAGCCUUGGGGGCAUCCAUUACUGGCAGAAGCCCGAGUGUGCUGAGUGACGGGGCGGCAUGACCUUGCACAUCAGAGGGUCAGGCAGUGCAGUGCAGACUCCAAGGCUCCCCAAGUGUACAGCAUUGUUGUGUGUGUGGAUGGGGUGUGUGUGCCAGACUCCUCACACUCUGUAUUGGGCCUUUGUUGGAGGCGUCCCCUGUGAUAUAGUGGACGACAACCUGGAGCUCUGUGACACACUGACAAGGGAGAAGGUUACUUGUCGCUCCAAGGCUAAGCUGGUCGGCCCCAUGAAUGUCACUGUCUGCAUUACCGGAAGAGGAGCGUCUGAAGUGACCAAGAUAGGAAGGUACGUGGACUCCCAGGACAGGCUGUACCAGUUCCUCACAUAUGCUGGUGUGUACAUAUAGUGUGCCUGCACGUGUAUGCAUGUGAAUCUAGUCUUACCUUAUGUUACCUAAACCAGUGUAACCUGACUUUA